Messenger RNA from Electrophorus electricus (electric eel), 6260 nucleotides. RefSeq names its product ankyrin repeat domain 50-like (gene ankrd50l). Lineage: Eukaryota; Metazoa; Chordata; Actinopteri; Gymnotiformes; Gymnotidae. Gene Ontology annotation, cellular component: cytoplasm. The record is from RefSeq and is a predicted model, not a curated record. Gene Ontology annotation, biological process: innate immune response. Gene Ontology annotation, molecular function: protein binding.
CAAGCUAUAAACGGCUAGACAUGGACCGCGAGUCUGCGGAGGACCAAAAGCAACGCCAGAUAUCAAACGAUUCUUGGCCGGUGUAACGAAGCCGAGAGGGGAGGAGAUAAAGGAGAACAAGAAAAACCGGCGAGCAGCUGAGACCCAGAGACACUGUGUGAAAGAAGGUGGAGAUUUGGAUUCUGUCAGCAUAACCCGUGAAACCUGCUCAGAGGAGAGAAGGAGUACGACUGACAUGGAGGAAGCUAGCAGGAGAAACCCUGAACCUGAAUACUGUCACGGGUUGGUUAAGGAAUGAGGAAAAAGAAACCAAGAGCAGUGCCUGAGUUUGUGAGAGGAUCUUGCCUAUGGAAUGUGAAGGUAUUUUCAUUCAUUUGAAACCUUCACACACCCAGUGGAGCGGGGGGAGGAAGCAGACUUCUCUGUCAGGCUUUGUGGACCUCUGGCUGUGCAUGUGUUGUGUCUUUUCCACAGACAUAAUGAGUCGGACUCCUAACUAAAGCAGAAUCUGCAACCAGAAAGUGUCUGAGCACACACUUUCAGAUCUUCAGUCACGCUGAAAAUCCCAUAACUGACCAUUUGGGUUCAACACAACUACGGACUGAAUGAUUCACUGCAGAAAUGGCUAGGAAAUGAACUGCUGGAUGAUUGGAUAAUUCCAAACUGAACUCUUUACUCUUUGGAGUAUCCACUGUGCACUCUUUGUUGAGACAUGGAGCAAAGUCCAGCCAGAGGAGACCCCACUCCAUUUUUCUGGGCCAGAUGAGGGGCUCGAGCCCCAGCCUGCUUCGGGGCCGAUGGUUCCACUGCCGGGAAUGGGCCCUGGAGAAACUGAAGAAAUGCCUGGAGGCGAGAAACUCCCCCAAUGGGACACAGAGCUCGGCCAGCACCCCACCAGGAAUCCUCGUUACCGGUGGCCCUGGCACGGGUAAGACAGCCUUCUGCACAGAGGUGGUGUGGCCCCAGUCUGAGGCAGGCAGAGCAGCAGAGCUGGCGCCACGGUGCCUGGCCUGGCACUAUUGCCAGCAGGAGGAUGCAGGCAGCGUGGAGGUGUGGAGGUUCGUGCUGGCUCUGGUGGAGCAGCUGCGCGAGAGCCCGCUGCUCCCGCCGAGCUACAGCCACAUGCUGGCGAGCCCGUCGCUCGCUGCAACCCUGGAGCCCCUGCACUGCCAGCGUGACCCAGAUGACACCUUUAAAAGGGCGGUACUGGAGCCUCUGCUAUCCUUAGCCUCCCCAGCUCAGAGUGUGUGUAUAGUGAUAGACUCUCUGGACUCUGGCUGCAGCGGAUUGGUCGGUGUUGGCACGGGGAUGACUCCAGGGUCCGUGACCAAUCAGAGCAGCUCCAUAGCGGAGCUCCUGCUUCGGCACCUCCAGCUCUUGCCCUCGUGGAUCCUCCUGGUCUGCUCUGCACGCAGACAGAACAAGGCUGUUUGCAAGAUGUUCUCAGGGUUUCGGAAACUCUGUCUGGAUGACUUGCGAAAGCCGGUGGCUGUGCGGGACGUCCAGCAUUACAUUCUGCGGCGGCUGGACCAGGAGGGGGCCCUGCGCCGGCAGCUCACGCCAGACACGGCCGACAUGCUGAACCUGUUGCACAUCAAGAGCGGCGGUUGCUUCUUGUUCCUGGAGCGAGUGCUGGACGGCGUGGCCCGCGGCAUGGUGGGUCUGAGGGAGAUCCGGGACAUCCCAGGCACGCUCAACGGCCUCUACCUGUGGCUGUGCCAGCGCCUCUUCCCCCGCAGGCUGUUUGUCCAUGUUAGGCCCUUGCUCAACACUUUGCUGGCAUCCCCGCAAGCUCUCACACCUGAGCAGCUUUACACGGCUGCGCGGACCAGGGACUUGUGCCUGACGCGCGAGGACUUCCAGUCAAAGAUGCACGCUCUGGCACCGCUUCUCGUGGACGGGCCCGUGGGCACCAAGCUCCUGUUCCACGGCAGCUUUGCGGAGUGGCUAACCGAUGUGAAGUACUGCACACAGAAAUUCCUGUGCAGCGUGAUGGACGGACACCUGUCCCUCGCCAUGUGCCUGUCGCUGAGGUCUGAAAGCCUUGGCACGGAAGAAGUCUGCCAGCUCGGCCACCACCUCCUCAACAGCGGCGUCCACGCGGGGAAGCCGGCCCUGCUGGCACUGUGGAUGCUAUGGACCGGUGUUCCCUCUCUUCGCAGCAGCACCGAGGGCGGGUUUGCUGGCGCAUCUCAACCUCUCCGUUCCUUGCAAGCACCUGUAGUGGUGCGGCAGGAUGUGCUGCAGCUCCUGAUGAAGAGUGGCGUAUACCCCCCCACUUGUUCUCCGGACAACAGCCCUAGCAUCGGGAUACACUGCGUGGGUGGAGGGAGAGCCAUUGUGCGGCGUGCCUUGCAGAGGGAGGAGUCUUUGCGGGCGCUCUUGGACAGCGGGGUCAGCGUGAACCGGACGGACUCUUCAGACGGGCGGACGCUGCUGUCCAUCGCUGCCCACGCAGGGCUUGCUGACGUGGUGGCACUGCUGCUUUGCCGCGGGGCAGACCCUUCUCUAAGCGACCACCAGGGGCAGACGGCACUGACGCUCGCCGCCAGACAAGGCCACGCGGGCGUGCUGCAGGUUCUGCUGGAGUGGGCCCUGGAGCAGGGACGUGACGGCGCGGCCGUCCGAGCCCUGACUGAGCACGCAGACAGCGAGGGGUGGACCGCCCUGCGUUCUGCCGCGUGGGGCGGCCACAAGGAAUCUGUGAAGGUGCUCCUGGAGGCAGGAGCAGAGGUGGACGGCUGCGAUGCCGACGGCCGGACAGCCCUGAGGGCCGCUUCCUGGGGCGGUCACGAGGAGAUCCUGCUGACCCUGAUCGCCCACGGCGCUGAGGUGGACCGCGUGGACUACGAGGGUCGGACUCCACUCAUCGCUGCAGCGUACAUGGGCCAUAAGGAGGCAGUUGAGAUCCUGCUGGGCGCAGGCGCGCAAGUGGACCUGGCCGACGGAGACGGCCGCACUGCUCUCUCGGUGGCUGCGCUGUGCGUGCCGUCAGCCGCGGGAGGGAGGGGUCACGGGGAGGUCGUGAGCCUGCUGCUGGAGAAAGGCGCCAACCCAGAGCACAGGGACAGAGACGGGAUGACCCCGUUGCUACUGUCCUCCUACGAGGGCCACGACGAGGUGGUUGAGCUCCUCUUGGAGGCCGGGGCCGACGUGGAUGAGAGCGCAGGAGCUCAUCCCUCUGCAGUCACGCCCCUCCUCGCAGCAGCAGCCAUGGGGCAUCCGGACACGGUAAACCGCUUGCUGUUCUGGGGGGCGGCAGUGGACGGCAUUGACGGGGAGGGCCGCACGGCGCUCUGCCUGGCUGCGGCCAAGGGCAGCGUCGAGGUGGUGCGAACCCUGCUGGACCGGGGUUUGGACGAGAACCACAAAGACGACCUGGGCUGGACGCCACUGCACGCGGCAGCCUGUGAGGGCCACAGGAGCACGUGCGCCGUCCUGACCGAGCGAGGCAGCAUGGCACGGGUGGGCGAACUGGACGUGGAAGGCCGGACUCCCCUCAUUCUGGCUGCGCAGGAGGGACACGGCAGUACUGUCAGGCUCCUGCUCGACCGCAAGUCCCCCAUCGACCACCGAGGGUACGACGGCCACUCUGCCCUCAGUGCCGCCGCCCUGCAGGGCCAUGCGGAGGUGGUAGAGCUGCUGCUGAGAAGGGGCGCUUACACCGACGUCCGAGACGUAGAAGGAAGGCCUCUCCUCUACCUGCUUGUGCUGGAAGGCCGCCUGGACAUCGCCAUCUUGCUCAUAGAGAAAGGAGGCGUCCCGCUGGAAUCGAGAGAUGUGGAGGGGCGCACCGCGUUGCACGUGGCAGCUUGGCGAGGGGACCUGGAUGGGAUUGGGUUGCUGCUGAAGCACGGAGCAGACCCAAAUGCGUUGGACGCGGAGGGUCGACCACCUCUGCACUCGAUGGCGUGGAGAGGUCAAGCAGCUGCAGGGGAAGUGCUCCUCAGGGCCAAAGGGAUUGACGUUGAUCUGGCCUGCAAAAAGCAAGGUGCCACAGCACUCGGCAUUGCCUCUCAGGAGGGACACGCUGACAUCGUGGCCAUGCUUCUGGAAAGAGGCGCCGAACCGGACCACGUGGAUCACUACGGCCGCAGCCCGGUAAAAGUUGCAGGAAAGAGAGGUAAUUUUAGCAUUGUCCGUCUCCUGGAGAGCUAUGGAGCAAAGCCGUUCCCUGGACUCAUCCCACUUGCAUCAUAUGACACUUCAGGCAUUUUCUCCAAUUCCUUUAAAGUUAAGACUCAGGCCUCCAUCAGUUCUGGAGAGGCGUGCGGCAACGGAGUCCCACCCACCUCCUCCACUUCCUCAGCCUCUUUGUCAGCCUCUUGCUCACCUGCCUCUACAGCAGAGAGGUUCCAUUCAGUGCCUGGCUCCCAGGCAUCUUCGUCCACAUGCCACUCUCUGGCCACUGUGCAGACCGUGCCAGCGGACAGCCUGAGCUUUACUCAGCAGAUCCAGCAGCACUCGCUGCCCCGCUGCCGAAGUCGCCCAUCCACCCUGCCUUUGCCUGGCUCGAACCCUGCCAGCCCGCAGGGGAGUGCUGCCCGGAGCAAGCAGAAGGCGGUCGCUAAAGGUAGUCCUCCCCAUGUGCAGUGCGCCUUGCUCGGACUGCAGGAUUCAGACAAGCCCCUUAUAGGGCUCGGUUCCCCAGAUUCUAGUGACUACCUCUUGAAACCCAAAAGUCCUCACUUAAUUGAGGAUGAGCUUAUAAAGAGCCCCCAGCAAGUUGGAGACGGCAAGUGGAACUCUGUAAUGGUGUCCCUGGGACUGACGCCAAACCAAGAGGCGGCGAUUAGGCAGCCACAGAGGAGAGACAGUCCUCCAUUGGAUUAUCCACAGAGCGAGAGGUGGGGGGGCUUUAGGAAGGCAUCCUGCUCCUCAGCCUUUGACCUCUCAGCCAUAUCCCCACAUGGUGCCUUACUGGAAGAGUCUGUGUUCAGCAUUACCACCACAGACCCCCAGCUCAACCUCAAACAAGCCAUCAAGUUGCAGUUUGAGGGGCCAACCAGUGCAGCACUUUACAAGAGGGAAACACCACUCUGAGGGAAGCCUUGGUGAUUAGGGGCUCAAGGAGGAGAGGGUGGUGUGGAUAAAUGCGGUGUGCAACUCGUGGUGCAAGGAAACGGUAGAUGAGAGGAUGAGAGCGUACCCAGAAGCCCCACCAAACUCUGACCUCUGACCUCCUGCAAGAGCCAGAGAAGGACCAGAAGAACAAGUAAGAAUCAAAGGACUUGGAAAAGGCCUACAACGUGUACAUUCCGGACAUUUUCCUUUACAUCCUGCCACCUCGCGCACACUUACUCAAUUACAGGAAAAUGCUUACACAGGAACCCACAAUGGGAUUAUGGUUGCACACAGGAAAAUGCAUAAAAUAUAAUAAAAUGGAAGAUGGGACUAUAAUGUAUAAUAAAGGGAUAUACUUUUUCACUGCCACACGUAGAGCAGCGUGUCUUACAUUGGCUCCAGUGGUUGUCCAACCUCCCUUGCGUCAAUUAGCCCCGAGGCUGAGUGCACACAUACACCUUUUAUUUUGGAGGAACAAGAUAUGCACAGAGGGAGUGAAGAUCACAAAGUGAGUGAACGGUCUGCUCCCCGGGCCUUUUGCGCUGGUCCACUUGUUUGUUCUCCCUCUCUGGAAUGAACCCCAGGAUUGCAGUGCCUAGAGCCGGAAGGACUAGUGCCAAAAAGGGCACACGCAUCAAUACGUUACCAAAAACAUGCUAAUUAUCCUUAACUGAUCCUCAAAGGAUGAGUGACUUCUUUUAAAAAUCAUUUAGGUCAUUGCUGAUGCCCACCGGUGUGUCUUUUUUGUUUGUUUGUUUGUUUUUUUGUUUUUUAAUUUGGCCAGCAUUAGUGUUACUAUGCGGUAUUUAUCAUUUAUCAGUAUGUAUUUGUUUUGCUGUAUCUACUUUCUGAUUAACAUUUUUUCUGCUGUAAACAUUAAAUCAGAGCAGCCAACCAAUGACACUGCAAUAUUUGAAAUACAAAGGCUGUCUGACAUGGAACAAGGCACAUUUGAAUGAGGGAGAGAGACUUGGCAAAUGAAAGACGACUGGAAAAGAGGAAAAGAGGCGAGCGAGACUGGAGAGAACCUACGGCUGAUGUUUAGAGGAUAAUGACGGGUCAUAAAUACCUGAGAAAGGGAGACAAAAUGUUCCAGAAAAGGGAUUUUCAGAUCUGUUAAUGUGAUUUACACUGUUUGAUACGUUUUUGUCAUAUUUUAACGGGGUUUCUUAAUUAAAAUGUAUUUAAAACAUUAA